Molecule: messenger RNA, 7871 nt
Organism: Culex quinquefasciatus (southern house mosquito)
Lineage: Eukaryota; Metazoa; Arthropoda; Insecta; Diptera; Culicidae
Cellular component (GO): chromocenter; nucleus
Molecular function (GO): DNA binding; chromatin binding
Source: RefSeq, a predicted model, not a curated record
CAUUCAUUUCGUUUGUCAUAUCGGAAAAUGAGUUCAAAGCGUCAAGUCGUCGUCGUCGUAGCAGGCCAUUUAACUCGGAUUUAGCUCUCGCUGUUGCGUGUGUGUUUUGUGGCCACUUUUUUCACUCUCGGUGCAAGCGCAAAAUUUUGCUGGAAAAAAUAAUUUCCAGCGACCAUCCGGAUCCAGGAUUCGAAUCCGGAUUGCUGCCAGGAUGUCAUCCGCAAGGGAAAGUGGUUGAAAUCGGUUGUGCUUGUUAGUGAUUUCGUACAAGGGCACAGCACCAGUUGGGAGAAAAAAAAUAUUGUUCGAUUUUGUGCGGAUUUUUUUCCUCCACUCUUUUUCGUAUAUUUAAAACGCUAGUGAAUGGCCGCGCGAGUGGUCGUGGCGGAUUACGGAGUCCCAGGACGGCAUCGGGGCAUUGAGACGAGGGGAAGGCUGAAGUUAAUGAGUUGUGCAAGCAGCAGCAGCGAAUGAAAUCUGUGAAGAAAUCGAAACAGCAGCAAGAAAAAAUGUAUUUUGUACCGAGGAAAUACUGCUCCGAAUUGGGACAGGUGUUACGAAAAAGGCAAAUAAGUGCAUAUUUAGCGUGAAGGGCGAGUAAGCACGGUCCGAAGAUUGCUUUGAGUGCCAAGACAAAGCACAAAACUGUAAAAGAAUUUUAAUUUGAGUGAUUGAAAAAGUAGUAUUGAAGGCAAAUAUCCUUACAACUGUGUGAAAAUUACCGAAUGGCCUACUUUGCUAAUGUAAUAAGAAGGGCAGCUGUGAGUAGUAGAUCAAAUAAGGCUGCACAAGGAAGUCCGAAAAAAUGAAAAUCGUGGAUCGUAGAGCUCGGCGAUAAAAAGAAAUAUUAUUGCACUGUCGAAAUGGCCGCUCCAAACGGUGAUGCGGCCAUGCGUGGUAUGGUCGGUAUCGGUGGCCCAUCUUCCUUAGUUCCUGGCCCCAACAGUAGCACCACCAUUCGACAGCAGGUCGUACAUCACCAGCAACUGCAGCCGCCGCCGGCACCGCCACAGCAUCACCCUCCCAUGCCGAACCACAUCCAGCAGCUCCAGAAUCUAACGACGGCAGGAGGAGCCCACAACUCAACCGUCGUCCUCCACAAUGCCAUACAUCAACAGCAGCAACAUCGGAUCCAGCAGCAUCUGCCGCCGCCAAGACAGCAGCUGUUUCAUCAUCAACAUCAACAACAGCAACAGCAUAAGAUUUCCCAGUUUAGUGGGAAUAUUAAUAAUUUGGUGUUUGCUGCUAGUGUCGAAAAUGCUUCCGCGAGUUGUGAGAUGAAUCUGGCACGAAGUGGCCUAAGUGGUGGGCGGGAAGGAAGUAACGUGGUUGUAAAUAUAGCUAGUGUAAAUCCGUUGGGAGAGAAUAGUGGAAGUACAGCAAGUAGCAAUAGUACUAGUAUCAAUCCUGUUGUAAACAGGAUAGCAAGCACAAGUGUUGGUCACAUUCCAGUGGAAAAUGUUCAAGUGUUGCAGCAACACCAGCAGCUGAACGAGACUUCGUCGAAAACUUCCUCGGCCACAAUGUCACCACGUGCCGCCACCAACGUGGCACCCGGCUGGAGAAGGAUCAAGUACAACUGCGAGAUUAUCUACAUAAGUCCUUCCGGUGCGCCGCUCCGAAAUUUCAACCAGGUGAAGGAAUACCUCCUGAGUGGUGGCACUUGCAAGUGUGGUCUUCCAUGUCCCUUUCGUCCGGAGGCGUUUUUCGAGUUUGACUCACAGGUUCCUAAUGCGUCUUUGGAUAGCAACUUACCUCACAACUUCUGUCUGCAUCACACUGGAUACAUGGAAAAAGUGGAAAUAGUGCGUAGAGGGAAGAAAGUUAUAGAGUCCGAUGGGAGUUCGUCAAAAGAUGUACUGUCGUUGUCUGAAGGGGCUACUAACUUCACGCACCAUGCGACUCAUGACAUGAGAUUACCGGUUCCCGCCAAAACCAAGCUAAUCGCAAACGACGGAACAAAUUCUUCCAAUACACCAUCUAGUGUGUUAAACCACGGACCGUCUGCCGUACCACACCAGGUUCUACUCCAGUCGGACAAAGAAAUAUCCAGUAUUCCACUGUCGAAGACGCCACCAUGGCGAAAAAACAAUCCCUCAUCGGCUUCCAAACCAAAUCCGUCAGCGGUUCCAGUUGUGCUGGCCCCGCGACAAAUGCAUUCGUCUUCAGUGUUAGUGCCAGGCAAAACAUCCGUACAAAGUGUUAAUCAAAACGAGCAGAUAGUCAAAAAUAGUAGAAUAAUUAACGAGCCUCUGGCUCCAAGUGAUUGGCCGACGGAGGAGGGGGAAGAACAAAGUGAAAAGUACAACCAAAAACGGCCCAACUUUAAGGACGAUCCGACAGGUUACCUGAACCAGCAGACAGCCAUUCUACACAGUUCGAUAUCCACCUUGCACAGUCCGGACGGAUCGUCUUCGUCACAGGAGGGAGCAACCCACCUCAAAACUGUCGUCGGUUACGAUUCUGGAGAACCCGAGACGUCGCAAACGGAUCGUGGCAGCGGUGAUGACAGCACAUCGACGACCUCGACGACGCUUGGUGGUCAAACGGUAACGCAUAUAGCAAAUGGCAUGGUCCAGGUGCAACAGAACUGUGAUAUUAGUCAUAUGAAACUACAGCAGCAAAUGCAGUUCCAGCAGCAGCUUCAACGUCAAAGCCAGUUGGUUCGACAACAUCACGAGCAGCUUCAGCUUUUGCAACAGCAGCAAAGUAGUGAGAGUGCGUCGAAAAAUGUUAAUGUGAGAUUUGUGACAACCGCGCAGGAAUCUCCAGUACCGUGUAACAACGUCACAUUUACAACUAGCCGAACUCCGGAUGUUACCUCUACUUCUCCGAGCACGCCCGAUCUUAAAGGACCCGUGCAGGGAGGAGCGGUUUCGACCAGCAAUCGAAGCCCGAUGCUCCAGGGUAACCUUAUAAUGGCACGAGCAGAAUCUCCAGAAACCUUUACCAAUCGGAAUCUUGUUCAGAGUCCAGUCGACAUCGGGAUGCCCAAGAACCAAAGUAUUAGUAACAAUAGUAAUGCUGCUUACGGUGGAAAUGCACCGGUUCCUCGUCAUAUAAUUGCGGCUAAACCUUUAUCUGGUUUGAGUUCUGUUGAAAACAAAAUGAUCAAGAGUACUUCUAUCAGAGAAAAUGAUACAGGAGUGGAAACUUCAACUGGAGCUGUUUUGAAAACGGAAAAGGUGUUGAUACAUAAUUCCGGUUCUUCAACUGUUGUUGGCUUUAACCAGCAGGGACAAAUGAUCACUCAACAGCAGCCACAACAGCAUCAGCAGCAUCAGCAAGUCCUCAUGACGUCGAAUGGACAGAUCAUCUUGAUGUCCGCACAGCCGAACAAAAAUCCCAACACAAUCGUGAUGGGCGGCAAUUCAAAUAAUCCUGGUGGCGGUGGAGGAGCAUCAAUUUCGCCUAAUGUGAUUAUCCCUCAACAGUCUAUGAUGGGCGUAAAUACUUCGCAAUAUAUAAGCACGGGCUCGUCUGGUAAUACGGUUUCGACUGUGACCACAAAUGCAGGCUCGAAUAGCAGUGGAAUUAUGCACAACAUCACGCAACAUCCCCAGCAGUCAAACAUUAUUCAUCACUCGCAAUCAAAUGCAAAUUCCAGCUUCUUGAUCAACCCGCAAAACAAUAUGCAACCGACUGUGAUAUUGAAUAAUGGCAACGUUAUUCAGUCCGGAGGGCAGCAAAUUUUGACGGCGGCCAACGGUUCCCAAAUGAUACACUCUGGAAACGUGCUGACGACGGCAGCGGCUUCAGGACCGAAAAUGAUUUCUGGCAAUGGAAACGCUGGCAUAAUUACCAAUCAGUCCAACAUCAAUCAAUUACUCAGCCUUCCGCCGAACAGCAUUGUCAUACAACAGCCUAAUUACAAUUCCAUGCCAGAGGGUGGUGGCCAUAUAGUAAAUCAGGUUAUCAACCAAGACGGAACUACGACUUCGUACAUCCAGCAGCAGCAGCAGCAAAACCCGCAGCGGCAAAUUCUGAUAUCCACCGACGCAAAACGUAAGGAAAAGCGAAAAAGCACCGGUUCCACAAAUCCAAUGCUAUCACCACAGCAGCAACCACAACCACAGCAAACCUCAACGGUAACGCAACAAACGCUUCAGCAGAUCGGUCAGUCCGGAACCAUGCUCCAGCUUACCCCACCGUUUCCAACGCAAAGUUUUCAGCUGAGUCAGGGAAUCUCCGGUCUCACGAUAGUUCCGAACAAGAAUUCGCAACCACCGCAGCAGCAGCAACAGCAAAUUCUUCUUCAAAAUGGACAGAUCAUCACCCAGCCGUACAACAUAAUCAGUCAACAGGUUCUUCUUCCCGCCGGCCUAAUGAUGGCACCGGACGCCACAACUCUAGUCCAAAUUCAGAACGUAGGGGCACCAUGUGGCACAAUAAUCAACACUCCACAGGGCAUGAUGAUCCGCGCCCAAAGUCCACAUCAACAGAAAAGCUUUCUCUCGCCCGGCUCUGGUCAGCAGUUUAUAAUGAACAGCAGUGGUCAGAUCAGUCCGAUGGGAGCGCAAAUGUACGGAGGGCCGGUCAACAUCGUUGUUCCGCAGCAGCAGGCUGGUACUGCGUCCUUCGUCCAGCAGGGCACGGGCAUCAUCCAGCAAUCGCAACCCUCGCACAUGAUCCAUCAUCAAGCGGGUGGCAGCAGUGCCAGUUUGAACACCAGCACGGACAGUAGCAGUACGGCCAGCGAGAGUCCCUCCUUGCCCACCACUCCCCAGCCGGCGCCAAUCGUGCAGCAAAAGAGCCUAACAUCGUCCUACCUGUCGGGAACGGCAUCGCCGCCGGAUACGACCACCCACAGCCCAAAUAGUCCGGAGUGUGCGUCGAGCGAGAAGAGUGGUGGAAGUGCGGACAGCAUGAGCAUGGCUAUGGUGCAGUGUGUAUCGAGUUCGGAACCUGAUUUUGUACCCCCAAGUAUGGCAGAAGGAGCUCAGUCUCCUUCGGAGGCGACAGAGAUGUUUGAGCAAGGAGGUUUAUCAUAUCAGCGAAUCGCUUACAAAUCCUCAGAACCCAAAAUCAGACGCAUCCAAACACCCACCCAUCAGCCACAAUCGUUUACAGUUCGUAGCACCGGUUCAAUGCACGAAAGCAGCCAGCACUCGGGAAAUACUAUCAUUAGCACGAGCUUGCCGUCACCCCAGAUUAACCAGCACCAGCAGCAGCAAUUUCAAAACCAUAUCUUACGCCAUCAGCAAAACCACCAGCAGCAGCAGCAGCAGCAGAUUGUCACAAUGUCCCAGGCCGGUAGCCCCUCGACGUCCGGUGGCGUCCAACCCGAUUCUCACGCCCAUUCAAAUACAGGUCCAAACGAAAGUGCCCUCCUUUCUCCCACAAACUCCACCAGCAGCAACAGUAACGGCGUAACGGCCGAAACCUCCUUCGUGAAGUCCGUCGUCAACGUCGGCGAUCUGGUGUGGGGAGCCGUCCGGGGCUUUCCGGCGUGGCCGGGGAAGGUGGUUGAACCGCCCCCGGACGAUGAGCACCGUCGCCGCCGCCAGAUUCCGGUCGACUGCGUGUGGGUUCGCUGGUUCGGAGGCCGCCCGAACGCGGAGGUUGUCGCCGUGAACGGGCUGAAGACGUUGUCCGAGGGACUCGAGGCCCACCACCGGGCUCAGAAGGAUGCGAGAAAGGGACGAAAGCUGAACUCACAACUGGAGCGAGCGAUUCAAGAAGCGAUGAUGGAGCUGGACCGAUCUUCCGAAACCUCAUCCCCGUUGCCUGCGCAGGCAGCAGUCAACUCGACGAGUUCCGCCGUGAUCAAGACGAAAACGAUCACAAUUAAGGCCUCUCCUACGAGCAGCACCAGCACCAUAUCCAUACCACACCCCAUCAGCAAUAGCAGCAGCAGCAGUCAGCAAUUGAUUACUACCCCGCCCAACAACAACAACAACGGCAACAAUAAAACAGUAAAACCUCGUGGGCCUAAAUCAAAACUUGUUAAAAUAGCUCCGGCGCCGCCGGUCAACGCCACGGAACCGAUGCUAGGCAGUGGGUCGUCAAACAGUAGCAACGUUACUCUGGAAACCAAUAGGGUAAAGUUGAAAUGAAACGCGGCCGAGGAGGAUAGUCUAAGGCCCAAGCAGUUUCUUUUGCUGUUUCCGUAAAGUCUAUCCUUCUGUCGAUACACAGGCAGCCAUUUUACACAAUAGGAGAGCAAAUCUGUGAGAUUUCGAACGUAGACUUUUAAUGUGAUGAAUGUAUGUUCUUCAGGUUUUCUGUGAACUAAGCAGUCACUUUACCCUUCGAUUGGCUAUGCAAAUUUGAUUCUUAAUUAGUGUUUUCACUAAAAAAUUCAAAUAAUUUUUAUUCACAAUUAAAUUUUUACUACCCAUUGGAGUUGAUAAAAUAUUACGUUCAGAGAUUUUCGGGAUUUCAGACUCAUUUCUGAGUAGGUUCGAUUUGACAAAAACUGAGGGAUUUUGAACGUGCGUGUAGAAAUACCAGAAACCCAAAAUUGAGUCCCUGCAAUCAGGAAAGUCUACAUGUCUCUGCAAUCGGGGUAAUCAUUUUUGACAAGUAUUUCGAGGCACUCACCUACAGAUAUCAUGUCUCUUGUAGAUGUUUCGAAAUCGUUUCGAUUUGACGACUCAGAUGAUUCGAUUGACAAUGAGAGAGUGAUGAGUGCUCAUUGAACCGCUUGAUUUUCACAAUAUGGUAAAAUGAUCAGAAUUGUGUAGAGACUUAUUAAGACGAAUCAAUAAUUUAAAAUAGUUUAUUCGAUCAUGAAACAGAAUAUUUUCAAUGUCCUCUUAAAUCAAAGAAAAAAUGUAUAUCCAAAACCAGUAAGUGAAUCUCAAAGAAGUGCUCACAACAGGAGCUUUUAUAUUGGACACAAAAAUCAGUAUAUAUACAAUCAAAAUAAAUCCAACAGAUAGAUACAAACAGUGAAACCCACACACCCACAUCCAGCAGACAAUAAACCAGCAGAAGCAAACCUCUUCUUCAUGGCAGAGAGUUUUAAAACGAAGCAUUUGCUAUCGAAUGUACUCAACCAUUUUACUACAACAAUGAUGAACCGAUAUUGAUGUUUUACGCCCAGCAACACAUAUAGAGCAAAUUUAAAACAAUGUAACAAGCUAUUUAUGAAUGUUUUGCGCUAAGCCGCAUACAUGUUUCACUUAACGAAAAUUAAGCCCCCAAAAAGGGUUUAUCAAUAAAGUAUUGGACCGAUCGAAUCGCAGAGGUGUUUGAGUGAGCGUUUCGAGUGGAUUGGAAAGCGUAAAUCAAUUCUUGUUACACAUUUUAGUAUUAUUUUCGGUAAAAUUGUUCAAGCUCUAACAAUAAUGCAAACAUAAAUCCAUAAGAAGCAACUGCAUCGGAGAAUUGUUGAUCGAUUUGUAGAGUUAAUUUAUGAUUUGUGUCUAGGUUCGUUAAACUAUUGCUAACAAAUGGAAACAUCACAACCGAAAAUCUUAACUAUCUGAUGUGAAUGUCAUGUUUUAGUAUAAGUGUUGCGCGGACGGAUUCGAAGCAGAAUAUAAAAAAAUACGCUGGUUUGGGCUGUUUGAAAAUAAGAACUGUUUUUGUCUUAAAUUAUUGAUCUAGGAACUGUAAGGUAGUUUUGUGCACUCCCAACACGUCUAUGUAUAUUAAAAUUGUAAAUUUUCACCUUAGGUUCCGACAAGUUUUUGUUUGUUUUAGUUGUGUUUGUUAUUUAGCUAUUAUGCAUCGUCGGCUCGAAACUAGAAAGUGAUUAUAACAACCAUAUAUAGAGGACUGUGGUCUAUUUAAUUUUGUUUUCGUAUUUCCUAAGUAUCCCCAUGUGUACAAAGUCGAAAUUAUUUAUUGUGUUUUUUGAAGGAUUGUCCCAGUUAGGUUUAUUAACGAGUUGUUGAAAAUAAAGUAUGUGAUUAAUAAUUUUA